Molecule: messenger RNA, 315 nt
Organism: Clunio marinus
Lineage: Eukaryota; Metazoa; Arthropoda; Insecta; Diptera; Chironomidae
Source: the annotation of a GenBank genome assembly
AUGAUAUUAAUUUAUAAUACACAAUCAACUGGAGAUCAGAAGAAAAUUGAUGAAAUUGUAGCAACAGUAAAUGUUGUAAACCAAAUUCUAUACGCAGUAAUGGGAACAAUUAUUGGUCAAAUCGCAACUGAAACUAAUUUUUCUCCUGAAUCCUUAAAGGACGUUAUGUUACUAGACUGGUUUGAUCUUGCUGAUUAUCCAAUUUCUUGCAUUGCUGAAGCAUUAUUUACUCUGUAUCAUUUCAUAAAUUCCACAUAUGAUACGAUUGAAGAUGCUGCUGUUGCAGCCAAAGCAAGUCUUGAAGCAUCACCAUAA